AUGAAAUCGAAGUACCAUCCAAACGGGAUUCCCGCCAAGCAAACAUGCCUGAACGCGGCAGACAAUCUCGAGCGGGAAUUCCAAAAGAUCGGAUUCACAAAGUGGAGCUUCGUUAUCUAUCGCUGCACAUAUCAAAGCCAAGAAAACUGGGACAGAUUUAUGGACCUCUUCCUCCACACCGUCACAGAUUAUUUUGAAUUUCACAAGGGUCUAGAUACGCUAGAAAGAUUCCGCCCGACAGUCUUUGAAGACCCCUCAUUUGAUGUGGUUAAGACUGCUAAGCGGCAGGAACAGGGUAUUGAUACUCUCUACACGUCGGGUCGCUUUUUAUUUUUUGUCAUGGUCGACCAGGAGGCGCUAGAGUCUGUCUUGAAUUCGAAGGCUAUGAUCACAACCGGAUUUGUUCGUCUGGUUUAUGGAGACUGGGAACCGGCGGAGGUAAAUGAAGAUGGCGACGAGGAUGAGGAGCUCUAG
This is a messenger RNA of Penicillium soppii, 474 nucleotides long. RefSeq lists its product as uncharacterized. The record is from RefSeq and is a predicted model, not a curated record. The transcript is spliced from 2 exons. Lineage: Eukaryota; Fungi; Ascomycota; Eurotiomycetes; Eurotiales; Aspergillaceae. Bases 1 to 474 code for a protein of 157 amino acids.